GUCGUCUUCAUCUAGGUCAUCCAGUUAAGGGAAGAUUGAACAAUCACUGUCAAUAAGCGGUUUGCAACUUCGGGAGAAUAACAACCAGAGCCACAGCCGACUUUCGAUUCUCCUGAGAAUUGCAUCCACUUCCAUGGCGGAACCAAAGAAGAUAAUCAUAGACACCGACCCUGGCAUCGGUAAAUUCUUCUUUCAGCAGUCUAUGGAUUACUAUCAUCAUCAUCAUCAUCAUCAUCGUCUUGUUAAAUUGAAGAUGAUGCCAUGGCAAUAUUUGUGGCAUUAAGGUCACCAGAAAUCACAGUGAUUGGGCUUACGACUAUUUUUGGAAACGUUUACACCACACUUGCCACUAGAAAUGCAUUGCACUUGUUGGAGGUUGCUGGGAGAUCAGAUAUCCCUGUUGCAGAAGGAUCUCAUGUCAGUUAUAUGAAAUCCACAAAGCUUCAAGUUCGCGACUUUGCCCAUGGGAUGAAUGGACUUGGAAACCAGAACUUUCCUCAGCCAAAGUCAAAGCCAAUAGAAAAGUCAGCUUCAGAAUAUUUGGUGGAGCAGGCUAAUCUCUAUCCUGGAGAAGUCACUGUGGUGGCAUUGGGCCCCCUUACCAAUAUUGCAUUGGCGAUUCAACUGGACCCCACAUUCACCAAAAAAAUUGGACAAAUUGUUCUUCUUGGUGGUGCUUUUGCAAUAGAUGGGAAUGUGAAUCCAGCUGCCGAGACUAAUAUUUUUGGUGACCCAGAAGCUGCGGAUAUCGUAUUUACUAGUGGAGCUGAUGUUUUGGCAAUUGGCAUGAAUGUUACUCGUCAAGUUAUCAUGAAAAACAAUGAUCUUACAAACUUGGCAAAGUCGGAUGGAAUAUUUGCCAAGUAUUUGUGCAAAAUCCUGGAUCAUUACUUUUCUUAUCAUCGUGAUGCAUACAACAUUAAAGGUAUUUACCUUCACGAUCCAACAGCGCUUCUCGCAACUGUUAAUUCUUCACUGAUGACAUACACAGAAGGUGUUGUUAGAGUCCAGACAACUGGCAUCACAAGGGGUCUAACAUUGUUUUUCAACAAGCGUAAUAGGUUUAAUGAAGCGACUGAAUGGAGCAACAAACGGACAGUGAAAGUAGCAGUAACAGUCGAUGCUCCUGCAGUUGUCAAACUAGUAACGGAACGUCUCAUGUGACUACUUGUGUGAUUAUAAAAAUGUUAAACUAAAAGUUUUAGAGAAAAAUACGUGGAGAAUGAGAUUUGUAUUUCUUGUGUGUUACGAUGUGUUAUAAAUGAGAAGCAACAUAUAAUUGUAAAGAAAAUAGAGUUAAAAACUUAAAAUGGUUAGGUAUAACGUA
This is a messenger RNA of Lactuca sativa (garden lettuce), 1327 nucleotides long. RefSeq names its product putative uridine nucleosidase 2. Gene Ontology annotation, molecular function: purine nucleosidase activity. Gene Ontology annotation, cellular component: cytosol. Gene Ontology annotation, biological process: purine nucleoside catabolic process. The record is from RefSeq and is a predicted model, not a curated record. NCBI's taxonomy places the organism in Eukaryota, Viridiplantae, Streptophyta, Magnoliopsida, Asterales, Asteraceae.